Molecule: messenger RNA, 1590 nt
Organism: Quercus robur (English oak)
Lineage: Eukaryota; Viridiplantae; Streptophyta; Magnoliopsida; Fagales; Fagaceae
Product: disease resistance protein RGA2-like
Exons: 3
Coding region: 1-1590 (529 amino acids)
Biological process (GO): defense response to other organism
Molecular function (GO): ADP binding
Source: RefSeq, a predicted model, not a curated record
AUGGAGAUAGACUCCUUCCUUGAUGAUUCAAAAGUUAAUCGAAAUGUUGGAAAUAACAUUGUUGAAGCAACCUAUUGUGAUAGUGUAAUAGAAAUCACGAAGACUCUUCCCCAAAAUGAAUUAACAGAAUAUGAUUGUUGGUCCAUAUUCAAGGAAAGAGCAUUUGCAAAUAAAAGACCUUUACCUCUAGAUUUGAAGAAAAUUGGAAAGGAGAUUGUUAAAAAAUGUAAAAGGGUUCCAUGGGCUGCAAGAUUUUUAGGGGGAAUAAUGUACCUUAUACGUGAUAAUGGUGAAUGGCUAUCGAUUCAAAAUAAUAAAAUUUGGGAUUUAUCGGACGAUGAUAAUAAUGGAGUCUUUCACAUAUUAAAGUUAGGCUAUGAUCAUCUUCAAAAACCAUCUUUGAAACGAUGUUUCGCAUACUGUGCAGUUUUCCGUAAAGAUUAUGACAUGGAAAAGGACGAAGUAAUUCAGCAUUGGAUAGCUGAAGGGUUCCUUGAACCAUCUAAAGAAGCUAAUAUGGUGAUGGAGGAUAUUGAAGAAGGUUAUUGGAUUAAAGAAAUGGGACCUUUAAAGAAUAUCAGAGGAGAAAUAAGCAUAUACAAUCUAGAGGUGGUGGAAGAUGAGGAAGAAGCCAAAAGUCCAAAAUUAAAAGAAAAGGAAAUAUUCAAGUUGGGAUUAUACUGGAAAGAUAGAGAUGGUCAUUGUUAUAAUUUUAGAGCAGCAGAGUCCAACUAUGAUAAAGAUGAAAGGGUGUUGGAAGGCCUCCAGCCUCACUCAAAUUUGAAAAGCAUGGGAAUCGAAUUUUAUGGAGGAAAGAAAUUCCCAUCAUGGGUUGGUUUGUCGCUAUAUCACAAUUUGAUUGAGAUCAAGUUGAGUUCGUCCCAUAAAUGUGAAGAAGUUCCCACUCUGGGGCAUUUACCCUGUCUUAGAGUUCUUGAAAUGAGAGGAAUGAGGAAGUGGAAGGAUGCAAAGGAGUUGACAAAUGCAGGUGAGGUGUUGGUGUUUCCUUGCCUUGAGGAGUUGACCAUAAUUUACUGUGAUAAACUGAGAGAUUUGCCAGACUCACUGCACACCUGCAUUUCCCUUCAGAAAUUGGUAGUUGAAAGUUGUCUAGACCUGAGUUCUUUGCCAGGUGUCCUAUCACCUAUUCAACAAUUGGAGAUAAAGAACUGUAGUACUGAAGAACUACCCAGAGGGAUACAAUUCUGUACAUCUCUUCAAUAUUUGGAGAUUGGGCGCUGUUCGAAUUUGAAAUCAAUUCCAGAAUCACUGCAAUCCUGCGUUUCCCUUCAGAAGUUUGAAGUACGAUAUUGUCGUCAUGUGAGGUAUUUGCCAGGUGUCCCAUCAGUUAUUCAACAUUUGGAGAUAAUAGGGUGUGGUAUUGAUGAACUACCCAGUGGGCUACAAUUCUGCACAUCUCUUCUAUUUUUGAAGAUUGGGGACUGUCCGAAUCUGAAAUCAAUUCCAGAUUUAGGAGAAGUAUUUCAUUCUCUUAUUCAUUUAAAACUUAGCAACUGUCCUGAUCUAAGACUGAAGCUUUCACGGCGAGAGGGCCACUUAAAAGACUUUGAUAAUCGGUGGGUUUAUUGA